UGAUAAACAGGGAGAUACACAACCAUUGUAGUGUUAGGUCUGGUGCCGUGAGUGGUGAUGAAGAUGCAUAGAAUGAUUCUAUUGGUGUUUGGGUUGCUGGGGCUCGCGAGUGUGGGAAGUGCGCAAAUAGUGCAAGAAGGACAAUGUAAUACGAUAAGUUCGAUGCAAAACUUCGUUUUGGACUCGUUUACCGGGACAUGGUACGAAAUUGGCAAGUCGUCGGCGUCCAAUGCUGACUGUUCCAACCUGGCGUUCACCGUCGGCGCCGACAACGCCAUCUCCUUCUCCAACCCGUCAGUGGUGAACAACUUCCUGCAGACCUCCACCGGCACGGCCACUCUGACUGCUGGCACGGCCCAGUUUGCCAUAACGUUGACCGGUUCUACCGCCCCAUUUAACUUCUGGGUACUUGGAUCUGACUAUGAUAACUACGGCAUUGCCAUUAGCUGUACUGAUGUUGGCACAACACAAAGGGAAUUAAUCAUUUGGCAACUGGGCCGAGCAGUCAACUCGUAUGAGACCGCAGCAACUUUAGCUGCGGCCAACACCUUGCUCGCUACCAUCAGUCUCAGUGUGAGCGACCUGACUCCCAUCGACCAUUCCACGGCAGCCUGCACUCAGCUGCCCGUGAUCGGGGCCAACCAGCCUGUGAUACUGGACGGACAGUGUAACAAUGCUGCCAUACCAGUCGUACAAAAUUUUGACGUAACCGGCUUCUCAGGCAUAUGGCACGAGACCUCGAGUUACUAUUCCGCCAACGCAGUUGGAACCUGCGCGAGGGCCGAAUACACGCUAGUAGGAACGACAGUCAACGUAGUGAACAGCCAAGUACUCGACCAGCGAUUGGACACAAUUACUGGAACUGCGACACUCAUCGGCACCGACCAAUCUGGAAGACUUAGCGUGACUUUGAAUGUAGGAGGGGUGCAAGUUAAUCAAGAACUGCUAAUCCUGGAAACGGAUUACACCAACUACGCUAUAUCGUACUCCUGUAUUAAUACAUCACCAACCCAGAGACAAGUUAACGCUUGGAUCUUAAGCAGAGAUCAACAACUAUCUGCCGCAUCACAAGUUGAAGUCAACAGAGUGAUCGCCUCUCUUGUCGAUUUGAACACCGAGUAUUUCCAAACCACCGACCAGAGUGCGACUGGCUGUUUCUACUUCCCUGUUCACCAAUCGGGGCAGCGUGUGGUUUUUCCUGGCACAUGUGACGACACCAUUGCUGCCGUUCCCAGCUUUAACUUAGGCUCGUUCAUCGGCACAUGGCAUGAAGUAGAAGCCUAUCCAGAAGAGCAACAGACCGGAACGUGCGUCAACCACGUUUUUAGCACAGGCAUUGGCAACACCCUCAAUUUGGUGUCCAACCAGGUUGUUAAUCGGACAUUAACUUCGUCUACUGGCAGUGUUCUUCUGGUCUCUACUGAUGGGAGUGGUAGACUCGUGCUCACUAUGAUCGCUGACGGACAAUUUACUGAAAUCCCGUACUGGAUCAUAGCUACGGAUUACGACAACUACGCUUUGGCGUACAGUUGUGUUCAACUGGAUACUGAAAUUGCAAGUAGAGCAGUGUACAGUUGGAAACUGAGCAGAAGCCAAACCCUGUCACAGGCCUCGGCCGAUCUUAUCAACACCGCUAUGAAUCAAAUUCAAGUACUGGACCAACAGUACUUUGAAACCGUUGAUCAAUCUGCUGAUGGGUGCUUCGUUUACCCCGACAUCCCUGCUGGUGAUCCUAUCAUUCUAGAAGGAGAGUGUGGAACUGUUACGCCAGUGGCCAACUUCCAAGCUACACAAUUCACGGGAACCUGGCACGAGAUUGCCCGGUACGCUUCUGCUCGCCAGAGCGGCAACUGUGCCGCAAGCCAGUUCCAGUCCACUACUGAGAAUACCUUCACGCUGACCCAGACCAUAGUGUACAACGAGCGGCUGACUACAGUGUCAGGGACUGCCACUGUUGCUGCUGACGGCAGUGGAACCUUGACUGCUACUCUUAGCGAUGGAGCUGACCUUACCUACACAACGACCUUAUACAUCUUGGAUACCGACUACAAUGAAUUUGCUUUGUUGUAUGGCUGCGAAAACUUACCAGGCACUAACAAUAGACAAAUCUACAGUUGGCAACUCAGCAGAUCGCAAUUAGGAUUCUCGCAGGCCGCCAAUGAAAGAAUAUCUCAAGUGAUCACCGAUACCUUAGACCUUUUAGAAAGAUAUUACCAGAGUACUGGUCAAACUAGCGCGGACUGCUUUUACUACCCGGUGUUUGAAGGGACUCCCGAGGCUAUUGUUUUGCCUGGCACCUGCCCUACUGUCAGCGGUGUGGCCAAUUUCAACCCUACUAAUUACCUUGGGCACUGGUACGAUGUCACCAGAUAUCCCAUCGAAUCUCAGUUCGGCACCUGCCCACGAGCAGAGUACUCUCUUGUUGAUGGCGUCAUCACCAUUCGGAACACAAUGGUUGUCAACGAAACUCUGAGGGCACAAGAUGCUAUCGCUCGCCUUUCAUCUGCGGGCACUGGACUCCUCUCUGUUACGAUUGUGUUAGAAAACGGAGAGGAAACUGUGCAGACAACCUAUAUCCUUGACACUGACUACAUUAGUUACUCCUUAGUUUACGCCUGUCGUAACCUAGGCGAUGGUACUAGUAGAGUGUACAGUUGGAUACUGAGCAGAACUCCGACCCUGACUGUUGAAGCAAAUAAUGCCAUCAACACCAUCAUCAGCAACACCCAGGGUCUGCUCGGAGAUUACUACCAGACCCAAACGCACACAGACCAGGACUGCUUCUACGUACCAGAACCAGUAUCUGGAGAAUCUGUGUUAUUCCCAGGAUCCUGCGCACAAGUAACCGGCAUGCAAGGAUUUGAAGCUUCUCAAUACCUAGGCUGGUGGCAUGAGAUCGAACGCUACCCCUCCGAUGGCUCCCCGGGCCAUUGCACCAGCGCCACCUUCCAGCAAGCGAGCGACGGCUCGUACAACGUCAUCGAGACCAGCGUUUAUGACAACGUGGCCAAUGAGACCACAAGCAGCGCCGUCAUCACCCAGGAUGGAGUCAUCACGAUCACUAGAGAUGGAGCCACUACUCAAUGGAUUGUGCUCGGUACGGAUUACAACACAUAUUCGCUUGUCUAUGCUUGCGAGGAUGUGACUACUCUAUUGGGUGCAUUCCGGCGAGUAUGGAGCGCUAAACACAGCAAAACUCGCGGAUUAACUGCCGAAGCCACAGCUGCCAUGGAGCCCCUCAUUGAAGCCAACCCAGUCCUGCACGAUCAGUUCUAUGAGGCUGUCAACCAAUCUGAUGCAGCCUGCUUCCACUAUAGAGAUGACGCUAGUGCGCAAGUCAUCUUGUCUGGCCAAUGCGAUACCAGUAUCCCUGUGCAAGCAAACUUCGAUAUAGAUCAAUUCUCAGGCACAUGGUAUCACAUUGAGAGAUACCCUUACACAGCCAAUAAUGACGGGACAUGCAUUGGAACCAAAUUGAACGUUGAUGGUGACAGCGUCUCAGUGCAACACUGGGAAGUCCAUGACGAAACUCUUGUUGUUAGAGAAGGCACUGCUACAGUCAGUGGAGCCACGGUCACAAUCAGAUUACCUGUUGAAGGCAGUGAAGAAUCUGUGCCUGUGGAAGUCCUCAUUCUAACCACGGACUAUGAAGGAUAUGCUUUGGCAUAUACUUGCACUAAUAUCAAUUCCUACCAGAGAAUAGUCGGUGCGUUCAAGCUGAGUCGCUCCCGCACACUAAACAAUGACGCCCGAUACGCCAUCGAGACCUACAUGGCCACGAGGGAGGAAUUCCACCAACCCUACUUCAUCAGCAUCACACAACACGACGACUGCGAUGAACCCAGCUCCGCCCUCCUCGUCAAGAGCAGUAUUAUCAUCAUGCUAGUCUCCGUAUUCCUACAUUUAGUCAUAAGAUUUAGUUGUUGUACAUUGGUGGGUUCAUUGGUGAGCGGGGACAAUAAUGAUCUCAUGAUGUUGACAUUAAUAAUAGGUUUUAGUAUUUUAGGGCUGUUAGGAACUAGUGCUCAAAUCAUCCAGGAUGGACAGUGUAACCCGGACAUUACUUUACAAGCAGGCUUCAAUAUUGACAAUUUCCUUGGCGCGUGGUACGAAGUCUCCAGAACAGACAAUCCCCAGCAAGACGGAGACUGUUCUCGUCUUAGCCUGACCAGUGAAGAUGGCGUGAUCAGCAUCAGUUAUGAGUCCGUGAACCGGAACUUCUAUGAUGAGAUCAAUGGCACCGUCAGCCAGGAAGAGGGGACCGCUAAACUGUCACUUAACUUAGAUGGAUUAUCUGAGCCUGUCGAUUUUUGGGUUCUGAUGACGGAUCACACCACUUACGCUCUCACUUACCAAUGUGUCAACAUAAACGCAAAUCAAAGAGCUGUAUACAUCUGGCAACUGGGCAGAGGCCAAACAUUCACUGAACUGUUCCUUGCUCUGAUGAACACCAGCCUGAACAAUCUCCUCGGCAUCACCUUAGCUGAACUAAGAUCCACGGAUUUCAGCGAGGAAGCCUGCUAUGAGCUACCCGUGAUUGAAGAGAACCAACCCAUCCUGCUACCCGGGCAAUGUGAUGCGAACAUACCCGUUGUAGACUCUUUAGAUGUUGAAAGAUUCACCGGAUUGUGGCACGAAAUAUCAAGCUACUACUCUGAAAGCGCCCUUGGAACCUGUGCCAGAGCAGAGUACACCCUUGCAGGAGGCGUGGUCAACGUUGUGAACAGUCAGGUGGUCAACCAGGGACUGGAAACUGUCACGGGAACGGCGACGGUUAUAGAUGCUGACGGUGGCGGGAAAUUGUCGGUGACUUUGGAGAUAGCUCCUGGUGUAUUUGCAGAUCAAGAACUUUGGGUAUUAGCCACAGAUUACUCCGACUAUGCCAUACUGUACAGUUGCAUCGACCAACCGAAUAACCAGAAACGAGUGUACAGUUGGAUAACCAGCCGAACGAGAGUGCAAACAGAUGCCGCCCGGGCAGCAGUCACAGAAGUGGUGGACUCGAUUAUGGACCUUAACACCGUGUAUUACGAACUAACCGAUCAGUCGGACGAUGGAUGUUUCUACUACCCUGAACAUGUGGUCGACCAGCCCGUGGUCUUCAGAGGCUCUUGCGAUAUGAGCAUACCUGCUAUGGCUAAUUUUGAUGUUGAAAGAUAUAUGGGAUUAUGGCACGAAAUCGAAUCAUAUCCUUCCGUCUUCCAAACUGGCACUUGUAAUAAUGCCAGAUACACACUAGACGAGGAGCUUGGAAUCGUCGAUGUAUUCAAUACUCAAGUUACUGGCCAAGCACUGGAUACCAUUCGCGGAAAUGCCACCAUAGCAGCUGAUGCGGGUGGUACUGGAAAGCUGGUUGUUACCUUUCCAAUUGAUGGAACACCGUACACAACUUCAACCGACUACUGGGUGUUGGACACCGACUAUGACAACUACGCUUUAGUUUAUACUUGCUACAACAUUGACCCCGACACCAGAGGAGUUUGGAGUUGGAAGCUCAGCCGAUCCAAAGAGCUACUAGCCGAGGCCAACACAGCAAUCAAUGCAGUUAUUGCUUCAAUACCUGUUUUGGACGAUCGUUAUUACCAAACGAGAGAUCAAAGUUCCGAUGGAUGCUUCUACUAUCCCGUACCCGAGCUUGGCGUUCCUGUCGUAUUCCCGGGACAGUGCGAUGACGGGAUCGCUGCUGUUCCUAACUUUAAUUUGAACGAUUUUCAAGGAGUUUGGCACGAAAUUGAAAGUUAUCCGAAGAUAGAACAAACAGGAGAGUGUAUCAGCCAUGAUUUCACGCAAGGCACGGGCACAACUUUAAAUCUUCAGUCAUCACAAAUUAUAGACCAGUUCCUGACAAUUUCUUCAGGGAAUGUAGCUUUUACUUCAACUGAUGGAAGUGCCAGAUUGGUAAUAACUAUAGUCUCGGAUGGUCAGGUUAUCGAAAUUCCUUAUUGGAUCCUGAAUACUGAUUACACUGGCCAUGCAUUGGCUUACAGCUGUGUGAACAUCAAUAGCGAUUAUAGAGGAAUAUGGAGCUGGAAGCUCAGCAGGACAAAAGAGCUCUCUUCAACGGCUACCACAAUCAUAGAUGAAGCUAUUUCCAGCAUUGAUGUGCUUGGUAACGAAUAUUACGAGCGCGUGGACCAAUCAGAUCCAGCCUGCUUCUACUUGCCUGACCUGGAACCUGGGGAGCCUGUUGUGAUCGUUGGACAGUGUCAGACUGAUAUUCCUGUUGUACAGAACUUUAACGCUGAUAUGUUCGCUGGCCGCUGGCGUCUAAUAGAAAGCUACCCGGUUGACUCAUCGACCGGAACAUGUGACGAUACGACAUACACAGUUGACGGAGAUUAUCUGCGAGUAGUUCACACUCAGGUCAACGACGAACGGCUGAACACCAGCCAAGGGUACGCAAAUCUGGUGGCAAUUGGCAAUGAGGGGAAAUUCUUAGUUACUUAUCCUGAUGCUGAUCCGGUUGAAUAUUGGGUACUUGAUACGGACUACACCUCAUUUGCCAUCAUGUACGCCUGUGAAAAUAUAGACAGCGAAUGGAGACGAGUAUGGAGUUGGAAGAUGAGUCGCACCACAGAAAUGACGGACGCAGCUGUGACUAGCAUCAACCAGAUAAUCGAUAGCGUCGACGUCCUGAACAACCGCUACUACCAAGAGGUCGACAAUACUGACGCCGGCUGUUUCUACUACCCCUACGCCGAUGGCAACCCCGUCGUGUUCAGAGGCCAGUGCAAUGAGAGCAUCCCAGUUGUGACUGGUUUCAAUAUUGAUAGGUACAUGGGUCUUUGGUACGAUAUCGAGAGCUAUCCUCAAGAGUUCCAAGAUGGAACCUGCGCAACCGCCACCUACACGCUUAACGGCGUCGUGGAGGUAUACAACACUCAAGUCGUUAAUGAAACUUUGGACUACAUAUAUGGAAGCGCUGUGGCCGACAACGACGAUGGGUUGGCUAAGUUGCUUGUGACUUUCCCUAUCGCUGGCACUGACUUUUCUAUUACUUCUCAGUACUGGGUGCUGGAUACGGAUUAUGAUAAUUAUGCAUUAGUCUACGCGUGUGACAACCUCAGUGAUGACUCUCGUAGAGUAUCAAGCUGGAAGCUCAGCAGACAGAAGACCAUGUCAGCGGCAUCAGAAACUGCAAUCAGCGCAGUAGUAGACAGCGUACAGGUUCUCAGUCAGGAGUAUUUCGUGACAAGAGACCACACUGAUGAUGGGUGCUUCUACUACCCUGAACCGGAGGCAGGCAAGCCUGUGGUGUUCCCGGGACAGUGCGAUGAGAGUAUCCAAGCGGAGCCGGAAUUUAAUUUGGAUCGAUUCUCAGGACUAUGGCACGAAACAGCUGCCUACCCCAAAGUAGAAUCGGAGGGUCAUUGUAUCAACUACGAAUUUACAACUGCGACUGCAGAUUCUUUCAACCUGUACACAACUCAAGUCAUUGGUCUAGAUCUGGAUGAGACUAACGCGACUGUAGUAAGAACGUCUACUGACAACAGCGCUAAAUUCACUAUUACUCUGACAUCUGACGGCAACAAUAUCGAAAUUCCUUAUUGGAUUUUGGCAACUGACUACGACAACUAUGCUUUGGCGUACAGCUGCAAUAACAUCGACGCUAAUUAUAGAGAAGUAUAUAGUUGGAAAUUAAGCCGCGCUAAGGAAAUGUCAGGAGCAUCAGAAAACGCGAUUAGCGAGACCAUAUCAGGCAUUCAAGUCUUAGAUGACCGUUACUUCGAAUCGACCAGCCAGAGCGAUGAUUCCUGCUUCUACCUGCCCGUGUUGGCUCCAGAAGACCCCGUUGUCUUCGUUGGACAAUGCGACCCUAACAUUCAAGUUGUCCAGAAUUUCGAUCCAACGAGGUACGUAGGUCGCUGGCGCCUCAUCGAGAGCUACUCUUCAGAAUUCCAAACUGGCACCUGUAACGACGCCACGUACACUAUUCAAAACGAUGGCUCCGUCUUAGUUUACAACACGCAAGUCAUCGACGAAGCCUUGGACACUAUCACCGGUUCUGCAGUUCUAGCCACCGCUGACGGCUCUGGAAAGCUAAUAGUGACCUUUCCUGGAGCGCCUGAACCCGUGGAGUACUGGAUUUUGGACACCGACUAUGAUUCAUACGCGUUGGUCUACAGUUGCGCAAAUCUGAAUAGCGAUCAAAGACGAGUAUGGAGUUGGAAGAUGAGUCGCACCACAGAACUGACGGAAGCAGCGGUGACUAGCAUCAACCAGAUAAUCGAUAGCGUCGACGUCCUGAACAACCGCUACUACCAAGAGGUCGACAAUACUGACGCCGGCUGUUUCUACUACCCCUACGCCGAUGGCAACCCCGUCGUGUUCAGAGGCCAGUGUAAUGAGAGCAUCCCUGUUGUGACUGGUUUCAAUAUUGAUAGGUACAUGGGUCUUUGGUACGAUAUCGAGAGCUAUCCUCAAGAGUUCCAAGAUGGAACCUGCGCAACCGCCACCUACACGCUUAACGGCGUCGUGGAGGUAUACAACACUCAAGUCGUUAAUGAAACUUUGGAUUACAUCUAUGGUAGCGCUGUGCCCGACAACGACAACGGGUUAGCUAAGUUGCUUGUGACUUUCCCUAUCGCCGGUACUGACUUUUCUACUACCUCUCAAUACUGGGUGCUGGAUACGGAUUAUGAUAAUUAUGCAUUAGUCUACACGUGUGACAACCUUAGUGAUGACUCUCGUAGAGUAUCAAGCUGGAAGCUCAGCAGACAGAAGACCAUGUCAGCGGCAUCAGAAACUGCAAUCAGCGCAGUAUUAGACAGCGUACAGGUUCUUAGUCAGGAAUAUUUCGUGACAAGAGACCACACUGAUGACGGGUGCUUCUACUACCCUGAACCGGAGGCAGGCAAGCCCGUGGUGUUCCCGGGACAGUGCGAUGAGAGUAUCCAAGCGGAGCCGGAAUUUAAUUUGGAUCGAUUCUCAGGACUAUGGCACGAAACAGCCGCAUAUCCCAAAGUAGAAUCGGAGGGUCAUUGUAUCAACUACGAGUUUACGACUGCGACUGCCGAUUCUUUCAACCUGUACACAACUCAAGUCAUUGGUCUAGAUCUGGAUGAGACUAACGCGACUGUAGUAAGAACGUCUACUGACAACAGCGCUAAAUUCACUAUUACUCUUACAUCUGACGGCAACAAUAUCGAAAUUCCUUAUUGGAUUUUGGCAACUGACUACGACAGCUAUGCUCUGGCGUAUAGCUGCAAGAACAUUGACGCUAACUACAGAGAAGUAUAUAGUUGGAAAUUGAGCCGCACUAAGGAAAUGUCAGGAGCAUCAGAAAACGCCAUUAGCGAGGCCAUAUCAGGCAUUCAAGUCCUAGAGGAGCGCUACUACGAAUCUACCAGCCAAAGCGAUUAUUCCUGCUUCUACCUACCCGUGCUGGCCCCAGAAGACCCCGUUGUCUUCGUUGGACAAUGCGACCCUAACAUUCAAGUUGUCCAGAAUUUCGAUCCAACCAGGUAUGCAGGCCGCUGGCGCCUCAUCGAGAGCUAUGCUUCAGAGUUCCAAACUGGCACCUGUAACGACGCCACGUACACCAUUCAAAACGAUGGCUCCGUCUUAGUUUACAACACGCAAGUCAUCGACGAGGCUUUGGACACUAUCACCGGUUCUGCAGUUCUAGCCACCGCUGACGGCUCUGGAAAGCUACUUGUGACCUUCCCUGGAGCGCCGGAACCCGUGGAGUACUGGGUUUUGGAUACAGACUAUGAGUCAUACGCGUUGGUUUACAGUUGCGUCAACCUGAACAGCGAUCAAAGAAGAGUGUGGAGUUGGAAACUCAGCCGAACCACUAGCCUGACCGACACCGCCGUAUCCGCGAUCGAGCACAUCGUCGGCUCCGUGAACGUUCUCGACGACCGCUACUACUCGACGACGGACCACUCGGCCGCCGGUUGCUUCUACUUCCCGGUGCCGGACGGCAAUCCGGUGACCUUCCGUGGCGAGUGUGAUGACAGCGUCAGGGUUGUUGAAAACUUCGACAUAGAGAGGUAUAUGGGCCUCUGGUACGACAUCGAGAGCUACCCUCAGGAAUUCCAAGACGGCACAUGUGCCACUGCCACCUACACACUCACAGGGGAUGGCGUGCUUGUGUACAACACACAAGUGGUCGAGCAACUUCUGGAUAACGUGAACGCUACCGCUGUACCCGCGGCCGAUGACGGCCUCGCGAAGUUCAUCGUCACCUUCCCUGUACCUGGUACUGACUUGACAGUGAACGUACCAUAUUGGGUGUUGGAUACCGACUACGAUAACUACGCUCUCGUCUACUCUUGCAGUCAAAUAAAUGAUGAAUACAGAAGUGUAACAAGUUGGAAACUCAGCCGCUCACAAGAACUAACACCGGCUGCCCAGACUGCUAUUAACGCUGUAAUAGACAACGUGCAAGUGCUAGACAACCAGUAUUACAACCCGCGAGGGCACACUGAAGAAGAGUGCUUCUAUUACCCUGACAACUUCGGGGGACCAGUAUUGCUGAACGGACAGUGCGAGGCACAAAAUGUUGUACAAAACUUUAAUCUGAAUUUGUUCGCUGGCACAUGGCACGAAACAGCGCGUUUCCCAUCUGACUAUCAAACCGGUGAAUGCGCCGCCAACGAGUUUGUGAUCAACCAGAACUCCUUCGUAUUGACUCAGACCAUAGUGUAUAAUGAAAGAUUGACCACGGUGUCCGGACCGGCUGUUGUAGCUAGCGAUGGAAGUGGUAUUAUAACGGCUACAUUACAGAAUGGUGAAGGAGUAUCCGUUGAAGGGACGCUUUACGUCUUGGACACCGACUACACGGAAUACGCAUUGCUAUUUAGUUGUGUGGAUGUGGACGACACCAGCAAACAAAUUUACAGUUGGAAACUGAGUCGCUCCAGAUCUGGUCUUUCUCAAUCAGCCAACGACGCCAUAGACGUACUGGUCAAUAACAAUGUAGACCUCCACGAGAACUACUACGAACUGACUGAUCAGAGCAACGAUGGAUGUUUCCACUAUCCAGUCUUUGACGAAACUCCUGCAGCUAUCGUGUUACCAGGUCCUUGUGAUGAUAGGAUUCAAGCCAAAGCCGACUUUGAAGUGAAUUCUUACCUCGGAAGAUGGUUCGAAGUAUCCAAAUACCCGCAAAGGGAUCAAGUUGGUGAAUGCUCCCGAGCUCACUAUAGCCCUGGGCAAGGUGAUGCCCCAGUAGACGUGAGGAACACCAUCGUCUACAACCAGACCUUGGAGAUCAGGGAGGGAACGGCAGUGCUACACAGCACUGAUGGUAGCGGUCUUUUGUGGGUCACGUUCGUUCUGGAUGAUGAAGUGGUCGUGGAAAGUAACUACUAUGUUCUCGAAACCGACUACACAAGUUUCGCCCUCGUCUACAGCUGCAGGGACUUAGACAAUGGCGAUAGCGAAGUAUACAGUUGGAAGCUCAGCAGAGAACCGACGCUCAGCGACGCUGCCAACAACAUUAUCGAUGAAGUCAUCAGAAACACACGAGGUCUCUUAGAAGAAUACUAUGUACCGACGAGCCAAAGUGAUGAGGACUGCUUCUACGUGCCCGAACUGAAUGAAAACGCAGCAUUGCAUUUUAGGGGACAGUGUGAAAGUGUCUCCGGUGUAGAAGGAUUUGAUGUGUCUCGGUACGCGGGCUGGUGGCACGAGAUUGAGCGGUUCCCCACGGACGGCAACCCUGGCGAUUGUACCAGCUCUCAAUACACCAGCGUCGGCAACACCAUUCAAGUGGUCGAUACCAGGGUGUUCGAUCUCACGGGACAGAUCACCACCGGCACAGUUGUAGCUAGCAGCAAUGGCGUCCUGACCAGGACCCUGAGCAAUGGACAAGUCGAAGAAUUGGUUGUUUUGGCAACGGAUUACGAGACGUAUUCGCUGUUGUACUCCUGUUUGAAUACUGAAGAUGGAGAAUACAGGCAAGUAUGGAGCGCCAAACACAGCAAGCAGCAACAAAUGACAGAAGCAGCGGAAAACGCGUUGGCGCCUAUAAUUGAAGCCAACCAAGUCCUAUACCCGCAAUUCUACCUGACGGUUGAUCAGUCUGACGAAGCUUGCUUCCAUUAUCCUGAACCGACGGGCGAAACGGUCAUACUUCGAGGACAGUGUGAUGACGACAUACCAACUGUCCAGGACUUUGACGUGCCUGCGUACACCGGCGACUGGUACCUCAUCGAACAAUACCCCAACCCUCACGUCUCUGAUGACGGCACGUGCGUUGGCGCUCGCUACACGUACAACUUCGAGACGGAAGAGGUCUCGGUUCUCCAUUGGGAAGUCGUGGGAGGAAACCUUACCUCGAUUAAUGGCACCGCGAGCACUGAUGGCGCGAAGAUGAUUAUAACUAUGGCGGUCGCGGACAGCGAUGACACUACAACAACCGAGUUGAAAAUCUUGCAGACGGACUACGCCUCUUACUCCUUGGCGUACACUUGCACUAACAUUAACCAAUUCCAACGAGAAGUGACUGCCUUCAAAUUCAGUAGAACGCGCUCCUUACCAGCGAGCGCUGUGACUGCCAUAAACUCUUAUAUGGCGACAAGACAGGAGCUUGACCAACAGUACUUCACCGCGGUGGAACAGGACGAAGACUGCCUGGAACCCAGCUCCGCGCUAUUGGUCCGCGGCAGUUUUCUAGUUUUAUUUGUUUGCGCUGUUUUGCAAAUGUUCAUGUAAUUCAUAAGUGGGAGAAGAGAGAAAUCAUAUCAUAGAGUCUGACCA
Cydia fagiglandana is the source of this 12708-nucleotide messenger RNA. RefSeq lists its product as uncharacterized. Gene Ontology annotation, cellular component: cytoplasm. Gene Ontology annotation, molecular function: pigment binding. NCBI's taxonomy places the organism in Eukaryota, Metazoa, Arthropoda, Insecta, Lepidoptera, Tortricidae. Gene Ontology annotation, biological process: lipid metabolic process; response to reactive oxygen species. The record is from RefSeq and is a predicted model, not a curated record. The transcript is spliced from 72 exons. The coding region runs from base 58 to 12663 and encodes 4201 amino acids.